This is a messenger RNA of Ostrea edulis (European flat oyster), 2911 nucleotides long. RefSeq names its product TAR DNA-binding protein 43-like. The transcript has 4 exons. Gene Ontology annotation, biological process: regulation of gene expression. Lineage: Eukaryota; Metazoa; Mollusca; Bivalvia; Ostreida; Ostreidae. The coding region runs from base 70 to 1329 and encodes 419 amino acids. Gene Ontology annotation, cellular component: nucleoplasm. Gene Ontology annotation, molecular function: RNA binding. The record is from RefSeq and is a predicted model, not a curated record.
ACACGGUUUUAAGAUUCGCGCAUGCGCAUACAAGUAUUACUGCAACAGCAUUGUUCGCAUUUAUAAGCUAUGGCUGCACAAUACAUUCAAGUUGCUGAAAACGAGGGUGAAGAGCCAGUAGAAAUACCAAGUGAAGAUGACGGUACCCUACUGCUCUCAACAUUAUCGGCGCAGUUUCCUGGAGCUUGUGGUCUUAAGUAUAGAAAUGUACAGACUGGCAAUUUUAGAGGGGUCAGACUAAACGACGGAUACCUGUAUCCAUCGGAGGGGUCAUGGGGAGAAUCUGUGUAUGUUGUCGUGUUUCCGAAAUUACCGAGCAUAUCACCAGAUCAAGAUGAUAACCAGAUUCACUACAUACCUAGCAUUUGUGAUAAUAAAAGAAAGGGUGAUGAUAUCGAGAAUCCAGGAUCCAAAACUCGACGCAUGGACAGUAAGCGCUGUGUGGAUCUUAUUGUGCUGGGUUUACCAUGGAAAAGUACAGAAGAGGACAUGCGCAAAUAUUUUUCACAGUUUGGAGAGCUUUUAUUAGUUCAGGUCAAAAGAGAUGGCAAAACUGGACAGUCCAAGGGUUUUGGAUUUGUAAGGUUCAGCGAAUAUGAAUCACAGGUCAAAUGUCUGGCACAACGACACAUGAUUGAUGGAAGGUGGUGUGAAGUCAACAUUCCUGCAUCCAAUGAACAGAGUGGUCCACCGAUGAACAGAAAGGUUUUCAUUGCCCGUUGUUCAGAGGACAUUACCACUGAUGAUCUUCACAAAUACUUCAGUAAAUUUGGUGAGGUGUCUGAUGUCUUCAUACCCAAACCUUUCCGGGCCUUUGCCUUUGUCACAUUUAUGGAUGCAGAAAUUGCCCAGGGUCUUUGUGGAGAAGAUCACAUCGUCAAAGGGACAAGUGUCCAUGUCAGCAGUGCCACGCCUAAAUCAUUUGGUAAUAAAUACGACGACCACCGUCAAGGGGGACAUGAUCGAGAUGGUUGGCGGGACAGGGAUAGGGGGGAUUAUGAUCGGCUAAGAAGGCGGGGGGACAAUAAUCAGUCGUCUCGAAAUGAGACGGCCAUGGAGCAAAACAUGGGGAUGAAUUUCCUAAACACUGCCAUGUUGGCAGCAGCACAAGCUGUACUAAGUGGACAGGGGGGAUGGGCUGGAAUGGGGGGGAACCAACAGCCAGGGGGGACUCAGGACCAGUCUAUGACUCAGUCCUAUCGUGGCAACAGUCGCCCAGACAGUGGGGGUCAGAGCUACAGUGGGUGGGGUUAUGAAUCUCAAGCCAGUAGUCAAGGAGGUGGGUACAGUGGCUGGAGUGGAAGGGGAGGGGCUAGUGGGUGGAGUUAAAACCUAAUAGAGUGGAAGGGGAGGGGCUGGUGGGUGGAGUUAAAACCUAGUAGACGAUUGUAUAUUGAGCAAUAUUUCAUAAUGGGAAUGCUCUUUCAGCAUUAAACUAGGAAUUGCCAUUUUAUUGAAAGUAAAUGCCAGGGGGGGGCAUCAUAAAGUUUCUAAAUAUAUGUACAUCAAUAUAUCGUACCAUUUCCUUACAUCAUAUUUUUAAGACUGUUGGAGAAAGAUUGUGUGAAGUGGUAGCUAUAGGUUAAAACGGAGGCGAGCAACUAGAUGUGCGAGAUGUUUAUGAUUGGUCAAGAAGAUAAGGAGAGAUAAGUAGAGGAAGUGGAGCGAGAACAUUUUUAAGUGAAGGAGACAUUGGAAAGGAAGUGAUCCGUCAGAAGAGAGAUGUGAGGACAUUAAGUGAGAUGAUGAAUUUAACGGCCAGAAAGUGAGAGAAAUGUUUACAUCGACUUUAUUUUAGUGUCCAAGUUUAGUUGGUAGAGACUGUGUAAGUGUUUUUCAAAGAGUUUCUAUUUGUUGUCAUAUAAAAUUAAUCCGACAGAGAGCAGCGUUUGUGAGUUUAUCCUCGAGAUUAGAUAUGAGUCUUGAAUUUGCAGAACAUUGGAGGAGAAAGAAAGAAUAUUUGUGCAUAGCAGAGAAUUGAGAAAGGUUAUACAUAUCAAACAGCAUCGUCAGAUCCAAACAGAUUUUGUUCCAUUUACUCAUCACACACUGAUGAACUCAUUUAAGAAUGUAAGGAUCUGUCAUAAGUAUCCAUAUGGAUGAGGUAGAGAAAUCUCACCAAAGGGGUUGAAUAUAUCGGUCAUGGAGAAGGCUUGCAAGUCCUUGACCAAAAUAUUAAACACCAAGGACAAGAUUUUCCAAUCCCACAUAAACUGACUUUUUCUCCCAUAUUCUGUAAUAAUUUCAUUUUUAAACCAUUGUUUUGAUGUUUUUAAUUACAGAUAGAUAUGCAAAAUGUAGGCUAACUGGGCCAGGUGCUCAUGUGAAAUUGUUAAAUCUAGCUAAGGCUUUCUCACAUGGAAGAAUGGCAGUAACAAAAGAAAACUGGAGUGAAAUAUGCCAAGUCAAAAGAGAUAUGCAAUGAUAGAAUAUAUAUAUAUACUUAAGAUGCGAUUAUUAUUAUUUUUUUCUUACAUGAAAAUGUGGCAGUGCCCAUGAACACUGAAUAGAAGCUGAAUUUUGUGGGGAAUGAUUCCUUUAUUUAUAUCGCAUUUCUUCAUACAAUCAACAUGUUUAUCAUGGUCAAAAUAAGUUCCAAGGAUACAUAAUGUGAAAAUUGUUAAAGUAUUACUUUUAGAUAUUACAGUAGCACCAAUCAAAUGAUUUUCUUUGACAGCUUUUCGGUGACUGUCCACGUGUGAUGAGUAGAGAAGAACAAAGAAAUCGUUGGGAUCUGUCGAUGAUUAAACAAAAGCAACCAGAGAGUUUUAGUAACCCUGAAAUGGCAAUACAUAUGAUAAACUAUAUAAAUCAGUCCUGUGUGCUGAUUAGUGAGUGAAUGAACUUUUGAUGAUGCAUGUUAUCCGUAAAGUUUUAAAUUGCAACAUAUUAAAAGUAUAUAUUUUUUAAA